AGCUUUUCCGUUCCUUAACAAAACGCCAAAACGAAUGAAACAAAUGCCGCCUUACCAAACAUAAAUCUCCACCGCAGGUGUUUUAUUGUUAAGGACAUCAAAUGGUUUGUGUUUUGUAUCAUAGCCAUAGCUCACUUUUACCAAGCAAGGGCAUUCUUCCUCUCUGCCACUAGGAACCGGUGAACGAGAGCCCAUAAUCGUCGAAACACAGGUGCUCCUGUAAGAUGGACUUUUUGAAAGAGGAGAUUGAACGAAAACGUCGCCAAAUUCAAGCAGAUGGAGAAUUACCAGUGAAAAGGGCGUUUCGACGAGGAGACCUGGAGAAGGCUCGAGAAGAGAAAUAUCGAGAGGAACAGGCUCAACGGGAGAAGGAACGCGAGAAAAAAAGGAAACAACAUGAGGAGGAGUUGCAACAGAUGCGCCAAAAACUUAUCCAGUCCAAGACGGCAUUGCAGAAAAAAACCGGGGAAACCAGAUUGCCUUCUGACAAAGAGGAGCGAAAAGCUCCCCCUCAAGAUGCAACUACGGAGGGAUCAUCAGAUGCACAGGCCAAUGGCGAAGAUACUGUGCCCAUAUCUACAAUACAGUCUCAGCUUCGGGCGAUGAAGAAACCAAUUCGACUAUUUGGCGAAAACGAAGACAUGAUACGUACCCGCUGGAAAUCAGAGCAGAAAGAACAACGCAAGCGCGAUCUCGAGCAGGAACUCAAAAACCAACGAGUGGAAAUCAUUGAGUGGGAGAGAUGCAACACCCAACGGUCAAAAGUUGCACGGCAACUGAUCGUCUUCAUUAGACACGGUUUACGCCUUUGGCAAGAGUUUUUCGCGAAGAAAAGUAUUGAGGAACUAGAUUUAUCUACAACAAAAGCACAGUACAAAGUUUUCCAACAAGCUUCCCAGCAUCUUGAACUACUCAUCAACAAAAUCAUAGACGAUCAAAUUGACAACGAAGUGUUUGAGCGCGUUGCGGAGAUCUGCUACUGGUGCCAAAAGGAAGAGUUUGUCAAAGCAAACGAUGCAUACCUCCGGGUCAGCAUUGGCAAUGCUCCAUGGCCCAUCGGUGUUACCAUGGUCGGCAUUCACGAGAGAAGUUCGCGAGAACGGCUGACCGCCCAUUCCGUCGGCCAUGUGUUGAACGACGAGAUGACGAGAAAGUGGUUACAAGCAUUAAAGCGGCUCGUCACUUUUUUUGACAAGGAGCGACCACUCUGGAAGACUGUAGAGGAAGCUGGUAACGAAGAACACGAGUUGCAGAGUUGAUGGUUAAGCCGUGUUUAAAAGGCAUAAAUAGUAGAUGACUCCUUCUUGUUACUGACUUUCGUUACUAAAAACACACAUGUGGAAUGGUGGGCGAAUUAUCGAUCGCAGACUCUGGACCACAUCGAAUCUGUUUCUACUCCAAGUCCAAAUCCAUAACCAUGUCCUCUGGCUGAAUAGGUUUUUUUCCCUUCCCCUUUGAUUUUUCUCUCGAGCUGGCGGGGGGAGAAGAAGAAGAGGCAUUCGAAGCUGGAGAAGGAGCUCCCAAGCUCAAAAGAGGGUUUCCGCCGUUGCCGGGAUUUUGGAAGGCUUGCAUCAUAUCUUGCAGCAUGUUGUCUGAGACGCCGCCUCCCGAAACAGCCGGCGAGUGAAGGGGGAGAAUUGUGUUUCCCUUCAUGCCCUUUGGGUAUGCAGGCGGCUGUUCUGGCAAUUUUGCAGGAAGACCCGAGACAGGAAGUCUCAAGGGAUCUUCUCUUUUCGUAGGAUUCAGCACGAGUUGUUGGGCAACUUGUUUGUAGAGGGAGCGACCUAAACCCAAAAAAAAGAGAGACUGUUAGCGGGAGUACGAGGAUUUGUGGGAAGCUACUUUCUUCUCUAAUCUAUCAUUUUUUUACUUACGAUUCAUGUUGUCGGGCAAAACGACGUCAACUCUUCCGGGAUUAGCCCAGUCAGCAGGAUGUGUUUUAGAAGGAUUUAGCACACAUUUGUAACCCAAUUUGUAAACGACAUCGCCAAUGUUUUUCGCC
This is a messenger RNA of Schizosaccharomyces japonicus yFS275, 2002 nucleotides long. RefSeq names its product U5 snRNP-associated protein Prp18. Bases 225 to 1259 code for a protein of 344 amino acids. Gene Ontology annotation, biological process: RNA splicing. The transcript is spliced from 2 exons. NCBI's taxonomy places the organism in Eukaryota, Fungi, Ascomycota, Schizosaccharomycetes, Schizosaccharomycetales, Schizosaccharomycetaceae. Gene Ontology annotation, cellular component: nucleus; spliceosomal complex. The record is from RefSeq and is a predicted model, not a curated record.